Molecule: messenger RNA, 3545 nt
Organism: Electrophorus electricus (electric eel)
Lineage: Eukaryota; Metazoa; Chordata; Actinopteri; Gymnotiformes; Gymnotidae
Gene: dnai1.2
Product: dynein, axonemal, intermediate chain 1, paralog 2
Biological process (GO): outer dynein arm assembly; cilium movement
Cellular component (GO): outer dynein arm
Molecular function (GO): dynein light chain binding; dynein heavy chain binding
Source: RefSeq, a predicted model, not a curated record
UCGCGGGCGUGGACAGCAGCCGCGCUUCAAUACCUGUUGCCACCUUUUGGAUAUGGAAAUAUUUCAAGGAUCGACAUUGUCUUGUAAACGUUUUCCCAGAAAAAUAGCUUUAUGUGCAAGCACAAUGGCAAGCCUUUAAAAAAAAAUUAUUAAAUUAAUUGCACGUUAAUUCAAGUUUUUAAUUUAAGGUUAAGCAUUUUGUGCAGAACUUGUCACCGCAUAGAUGUGACUAUUUAGUCAUAGUCAUACAUGAUUUAUCGAAAUUAAUUUAGUUAAAGUACAGCUUCAUGAAAAGACACCUCAGCAUUUUCAUUAACAUGGAAUAGCUGAAGAAUUUCGCGAGAGGAGGUGGUAAACGCGCGUGCGUCUCCGUCGUUUCCAUGGUAACCUUUACACAGACAACCGCUAGACUGGUAUCUAGCUAGCUAGGAAACGCUCAGAAUUGAACAGGUUUUAAGGGAAAUACGAAGAAUACAACAUAAAGCGAUGCCAGUCCCUCAGAAACCUGGAACAGUGCGAACCAAACAGGGAUCAAAUGCUUAUUCCCAGUCGAAGACGCCUGCUGUGAAGGGUGCUAAAGUCGCGAGCAAGAGGAAGGACGACGAAGACGGCACAGAUAUAGGCGACGGGGGAGACGAGUGGGCGCAGGGGAAGACGAUGGUGAAGCCCCCAGAUCAGUUGGACCUAUCCGAGGCUGAGCUGAAAGAAGAAUUUACGAGGAUACUGACGGCUAAUAAUCCCCAUGCUCCACAGAAUAUUGUCAGAUACAGCUUUAAAGAACGCUCCUAUAAACAAAUCAGCAGUGUGGACCAGUUGGCCAUUCACUUUGUGCUGGAGGGCAACCUUUUGCACAAGGACUCUGAUGAAGCUCGGAGGCAGAGGGCAAGGGAUGGAAUUCCAGAAGAGAAAACAGCUGAAGUCGUCUCCUUAGCAGAUACUGAGGAUACAGAAGACACUCCGGCAGAUGGUGCUGAAGACGCAGGUGACACAGAGGAGGGCGCUGGUGAGGAAAGGCCCGACAGCCUGGAGAUCAGCUUGGGGAAGAAGGAGCGGAAACUCACCAACCAGUUCAACUUCAGCGAGCGAGCUUCCCAGACCAUGAACAACCCUAUGAGAGAAAGAGAAUGUCAAACUGAACCUCCUCCUCGUGGCAAAUUUUCUGCUACAGCUAAUCAGUGGGAGAUCUAUGAUGCAUAUGUGGAGGAGCGCCGCAAACAAGAGAAGGUUAAGGAGAAACAGAAGGUCCUCUCCUCUAAAAAGGAAGAGGACAAAGGCAAAAAGAAGCUACAGCUGGUGGAGAAUCAGAGUGAUGACAUUACCAAAGUGGCAAAGGUGGCCAAGAUCAUUGAGCGCAUGGUGACACAGAACACCUUUGAUGACAUCGCUCAGGAUUUUAAGUAUUUUGAGGACGCAUCAGAUGAGUUCAGAGAUCAGGAGGGGACACUGCUCCCCUUGUGGAAGUUCCAGCAUGACAAAGCCAAGCGCCUGUCGGUGACUGCCCUCUGCUGGAACCAAAAAUACAAAGACUUGUUUGCUGUUGGACUUGGCUCAUAUGAGUUUACGAGGCAGGGGCAAGGCAUGCUUCUGUUCUACUCCCUCAAGAACGCCACCUUCCCGGAGUACAUCUUCUCCACCAUGUCCGGGGUCAUGUGCCUGGACAUCCACAAGCAGCUCUCCUACCUGGUGGCGGUGGGCUUUUACGAUGGCUGCGUGGCCAUCUACAACCUGAAGGAACAGGGGCCACAGCCGGUCUACAGGAGCACAGCCAGGUCGGGCAAGCACACAGAUCCCGUGUGGCAGGUAAAGUGGCAGAAAGAUGACACGGACAACAAUCAUAAUUUCUUUUCAGUUUCCUCUGACGGCCGUGUGGUGUCGUGGACUCUUGUGAAGAAUGAGCUCAUGUUCACAGAUAUCAUUAAGCUUUCUACAGAAGGGCCUGUUUCUGAUGGAAAAGAGGGCAUGCAGCUUCCUGCCAUGGCCUGUGGAACCUCUCUUGAUUUCCAUAAGCAAAUUGACUAUCUUUUCCUAGUUGGCACUGAAGAAGGCAAGAUUCACAAGUGUUCCAAAUCCUACUCCAGCCAGUUCCUGGAGACGUACGUUGCACACAACAUGGCAGUCGAUGCUGUGAAGUGGAACCACUUCCAUCCUAAAGUCUUCAUGUCCUGCAGCUCGGAUUGGACCGUCAAGAUCUGGGACCACACCAUCAAGAGCCCGGUAUUCACCUUUGACUUGAACGCAGCUGUGGGGGAUGUGGCCUGGUCACCGUACUCCGCUACCGUGUUUGCCGCUGUCACCACGGACGGAAAGGUCCAUGUGUUUGACCUCCACAUCAACAAAUACGAAGCUAUUUGCCAGCAGGCGGUGGUGGCAAAGAAGACCAAGCUAACUCACAUCGAGUUUAACCCUGCAUAUCCCAUCAUCAUCGUGGGUGACGACCGGGGAUACGUCACCAGCCUGAAGCUCUCUCCCAACCUCCGCAAGAAGCCCAAGGAGAAAAAGGGUCAGGAGUUGCCAAAGGGCCCAGAGGUGGAGGUUGCUAAGAUGGAGAAACUGUUAAGUUUGCUGAGGGAACCUGAGACUGUUCCACAGGACUAAGACCUUCCAAGUCCUCCAGCCCUCUACAUGCGUUCUUUUAUCUUUGUGCCACGAACUGCCACGGUUUGUAGAUCCACGCAACAAGGUAUCUGCAGUGAAGACUUCUUUGAGAAUUGAAGAAGAGAUUUCAAAGACAAUUUCUGUCUUCGGAAAUAUUUAUUAAAGUCAAUCAUCACUUUUAAACCACUGGUUCAUUUCCUGACUGAUAUGCUGUGGAUAAGAUGCAAAUGAGAUGAGAAGAAGAUAUUUGUUUACGGGUUCCUCAGGCUCUUUGAAUAAGCAAGCAAUGACAGAAGGGAAAGAAAUCCCCCCCAAACACUCAUUUGAUAUUAAAAUGCAUCAUUCACACACAAACACUACAAGGGCAGCACCCAUUCAAGACCCAACUGCAUGUUUCAUUAUUAGCACAGUAUUGAUUGCUAGUUGGUUCGCUGCAGGUUUGCAGCCCUAGAAAAGUGUGGGUUGAUUGCAGCUCUGGCAGACAUGACUGGACCCUAGUGAAGAGCACAACGAGAGUCUCUUUACUUUUAUAUAAACCACUCAGCAGAGUGCUACUGUACCAAAGAGCUCAGACAUCAGAGACUAGCCCACUCCAGGCUGCCCAUGCUGAGCCUGCAUGCUCUUCAGGGUUUUAAGUGUCUCACUUGGAGCCCCAGCUGCAAGAGCCUCCGUCACAGAAAGACGUCUCAUUUUCUCUGAGCCCGGAUGAUCUCCUGGGGGAAGUGAGGAUACCGAUGGGAUGUGGAGAUCAUUACAUACAGUGCAGUGGUGAACAGUCCCCACCGCCAACCUUCGCUUCUCUCAUAUGGAGUUCCAGCAUGUCAAAUUUCAAGCUGACCACUUUGUUCAGGCCCACUACGCCAGACCCAUUCCAUUUCUGCAGCUAACGAUCCCCAGGACCACAACCCCCAGGACAUCUUGUUCGGCUUCCGGGUUGCCUGCCGACGCUC